AUGCUGGAGCCCCGCGUCAUUUCAGCUUCACGAGCAGCAGACAUGGCGACGACGCUGACAGUGGUCCAGCCGCUCACCCUGGACCGAGAUAUUGCCAGAGCAAUUGAACUACUAGAGAAACUUCAAGAAUCAGGAGAAUUACCAGGACACAAGUUACAGUCACUUAAAAAAGUACUGCAGAGUGAGUUUUGUACAGCUAUCAGAGAGGUAUAUCAAUACAUGCAUGAAACCAUAAAUGUUAGUGGCUGUCCCGAAUUUCGUGCCAGGGCUACUGCCAAGGCAACCGUUGCUGCAUUUGCAGCUAGUGAAGGGCAUUCUCACCCCCGAGUGGUAGAACUGCCAAAGACGGAUGAAGGCCUUGGCUUUAACGUAAUGGGAGGAAAAGAACAAAAUUCUCCUAUUUAUAUUUCUCGCAUAAUUCCUGGAGGAGUAGCUGAGAAGCAUGGAGGACUCAAACGGGGAGACCAGCUGCUUUCUGUUAAUGGAGUGAGUGUGGAAGGAGAACAUCAUGAGAAAGCAGUGGAACUUCUGAAGGCUGCUAAGGACAGUGUGAAGUUGGUGGUACGUUACACUCCCAAAGUUUUAGAUGAGAUGGAAGCUCGGUUUGAAAAACUGAGGACAGCUCGGCGCAGACAACAGCAACAGUUGCUAAUUCAGCAGCAACAGCAGCAGCAGCAAAAUGCACAGCAGAAUCAUAUGUCAUAG
Molecule: messenger RNA, 705 nt
Organism: Protobothrops mucrosquamatus (brown spotted pit viper)
Lineage: Eukaryota; Metazoa; Chordata; Lepidosauria; Squamata; Viperidae
Gene: LIN7A
Product: lin-7 homolog A, crumbs cell polarity complex component
Biological process (GO): maintenance of epithelial cell apical/basal polarity; protein localization to basolateral plasma membrane; neurotransmitter secretion
Cellular component (GO): synapse; cell-cell junction; MPP7-DLG1-LIN7 complex
Molecular function (GO): L27 domain binding
Source: RefSeq, a predicted model, not a curated record